GACUAGGGUUUCUAUACUCGUUCGUUCUCGAGUCAGCGGCGGAUCGUGAGACAGCCGGCGAAGAUGAAGACCAUCCUUUCCUCUCAGACGAUGGAUAUCCCCGAGGGCGUCACUGUGAAGGUGAACGCUAAGAUCGUGGAGGUGGAGGGCCCGCGUGGCAAGCUCACCCGCGACUUCAAGCAUCUCAAUCUCGACUUCGAGCUCAUUGAGGGCGGGAAGAAGCUGAAGGUGGACGCUUGGUUCGGAUCUCGGAAAACUACGGCCGCCAUCCGCACCUCCUUAAGCCACAUCGAUAACCUGAUCACGGGGGUCACAAAGGGGUACCGCUACAAAAUGCGGUUGGUCUAUGCCCACUUUCCCAUCAACGCCUCCAUCACUCCCAACAACAGCUGCAUUGAGAUCAGGAACUUCCUUGGGGAGAAAAAGGUUCGUAAAGUUGAUAUGCUUGAAGAGGUUAAAAUUUUCCGGUCCGAGAAGGUCAAGGACGAGCUUGUCCUCGAGGGCAACGAUGUUGAACUCGUCUCUCGCUCCGCAGCCUUGAUCAACCAGAAAUGCCAUGUCAAGAACAAGGACAUCAGGAAAUUCUUGGAUGGCAUUUAUGUCAGUGAAAAAGGAACAAUCACCGCUGAAGAUGCAUAAUCCACUUGAUCGGUUGAUCCAGAAAUGGAAUUUCUUAGCGUCUGCUUGUUUUGGUUGUUCAUUUGUGUUAAAAAAGAGUUUUAGGGUUCCUCAUUCGUCUUAAAAGUUCAAGAUUUCUGGCUGUGGAGAACGCUUUUGUUUCUCUGUUUUUCAUAACGAAACUAUGAAGAAACCGUUUUUA
This is a messenger RNA of Zingiber officinale, 820 nucleotides long. Its product is annotated as 60S ribosomal protein L9-like. Gene Ontology annotation, biological process: cytoplasmic translation. The record is from RefSeq and is a predicted model, not a curated record. Gene Ontology annotation, molecular function: structural constituent of ribosome; rRNA binding. Gene Ontology annotation, cellular component: cytosolic large ribosomal subunit; ribosome. Bases 64 to 639 code for a protein of 191 amino acids. NCBI's taxonomy places the organism in Eukaryota, Viridiplantae, Streptophyta, Magnoliopsida, Zingiberales, Zingiberaceae. The transcript is spliced from 3 exons.